UCCAACAUGGCUGCCGGUUGUUAAAGUAGAAAUUACAAUAACAAACUGUCUUUCUUGAACGAUCACAACAAGAUGCAUCGCAAUCUUUACCCUGCUACGGCUCCUAAGAUCGUCAAUGCCCCGGUGGUUAUAGCCAUGGUUGGUUUGCCCGCCCGGGGAAAGAGCUACAUAUCAAGGAAGCUAGCCAGAUAUUUGAACUGGAUUGGAGUCAGCACCAAAGUUUUUAGUCUUGGGGACUAUCGACGUAAGAUGAUGGAUGGUUCUCAUUUUGAUCACUCAUUCUUUGAUCCUAACAACCCCAACGGCAUGAUGAUACGAGAAAAAUGUGCAGAACUCAUCUUAGAUGACAUAGUUAAAUGGCUGGAAGGAAAGCAAAAAGUUGCUAUUUUUGAUGCCACAAACUCUUCUCGUAAAAGAAGACAACACAUUAUUGAGCACUGUAUGAAGAAUGAAUGCAAAGUUUUAUUCAUAGAAUCGGUAGUGGAUGAUCCUGCUAUUGUCAGAGCAAAUGUCAUGGCUGUUAAGAUCAGUUCACCAGAUUACACUGAUGUACCCUCUGAAGAAGCUUGUGAAGAUUUUUUGGCACGAAUAGAGCACUAUAAUCAGGCUUAUGAACCCCUUUGUAUGGCAGAAGAUAGGCAUAUUUCAUACAUGAAGAUCAUCAAUGGUGGAAAGAAUUUUGUUGUGAAUAAACUACAAGGUUACUUGGAGAGUAGAAUAGUCUACUAUCUAAUGAAUAUUCAUAUCACUCCAGGAGCCAUCUACCUAACUAGGCAUGGAGAAAGCAUGUACAACCUUAAAGGAAGAAUUGGAGGGGAUUCUGACUUGUCGCAAAGAGGAAUUGCUUAUGCCUAUAAGCUUGCUGAAUUUAUGCAAAGCCAGAACCUUGAAGAUCUUAAGGUUUGGACAAGUGAAUAUAAAAGGACAAUUCAAACAGCUGCUGCAAUGAAAGAUGUGCCAAUGGAACAGUGGAAGGCAAUCAAUGAGAUAGAUGCUGGAGUAUGUGAAGGAAUGACUUAUGAAGAAAUCCAAGAGAAAUACCCUGCAGAUUUUGCCAAAAGAGAUGAAGAUAAAUUCCAUUAUCGAUAUUCUAGAGGAGAGUCCUAUGAAGAUUUAGUGGCACGACUAGAACCAGUCAUUAUGGAGCUUGAACGCCAGAAGAAUGUCCUUGUAAUAUGUCAUCAGGCUGUUGCUCGUUGUCUACUUGCUUACUUUCUGGACAAGAAUUAUGAGGAACUUCCAUACAUCAAAGUCCCAUUACACAGUGUUCUAAAACUGACUUCAGUAGCUUAUGGAUGUCAAGUUGAGCAGUUUGACCUGAAUGUUCCUGCUGUAAAUACUCAUCGAGAAAGACCUAAGAAUGUAUCCAUCAGCCGUGAUUCUGAACACGCGCUAGAGACCGUUCCAGCACACGAAUAGUUUGAAGUAAUGCUUGAAAACCGUAGCGAAAGUCGGUGAAUUAAUCAAUAUGUGUAGUCACUAAAUAUCGGCAACUUGGCCAACGAUCGAGAAGAAUCACGACAAUGCCCACUGUGCAGUAGAAAACAAUAACAUAUAGCUUUUAGUUAGGAUUAAUUUCCAAAAUUUUAAAUCAGACACAAUGUUAUGAAGUAACUGUCAUGAUUCUCGCUUCUGAUUGGUUGAAGUGAAUGCUUUAUAGGAGCACACAGCACACGCGUGCUUUUUCUAUUUUUUUACCAUUUUCUUUCAUUUUCACGAAGUUCCUCCUUUCACAUGACGUCUUCGUUUUUAAUUUAUAUUUUCUUAGCUGAAGAUAAAAUGAUAGCACAUGUUUAGGUAGGAGUUUUGUAUAAUGAAUACCUAGUGCAUGGUAGAGUGCAAACCAUAUAUUCGUGAAGAGCACAACAACUCUACAGCACUGAACACAUUUAUAUAUUUUGUUUUCAUUUGUUUCAUUGGUGCUAUUUUGUACUAAUUAGUUAGUACUAUUUCACAGAUAUGUGGUUUGAAAGCCAUUACAUCUAUAGACCCCUUGCAUGUGACUUCGAAGAAGUUCAAUUUGGAAGACAAAACAAAAUAAUUCCAAUCUCCUGAGAAUUGGAAACCUAUCGUUAUGUCCUCCAAAUUGAACUGCAUUCCGACGUGCUGCAAGAGGUCUACAAAUUGGAUGUUGUAUUGACAGUAUAGAGGUCAUGGCAAAACAAUAGAAUCUCUUAUUAACUCUGGGGAAUUGAAUUAUUUCACAUGUAAAACGAUUGGCCCUGUCAUCCAACAUGGCUGUCGUCUUGUCAGUGAUCGUACAAAACUUCCAUAGUGAAUAUAAAUACAUCUUUAUUGUACAACUUUA
Messenger RNA from Actinia tenebrosa (Australian red waratah sea anemone), 2308 nucleotides. Its product is annotated as 6-phosphofructo-2-kinase/fructose-2,6-bisphosphatase 1. Gene Ontology annotation, molecular function: ATP binding; 6-phosphofructo-2-kinase activity; fructose-2,6-bisphosphate 2-phosphatase activity. Gene Ontology annotation, biological process: fructose metabolic process; fructose 2,6-bisphosphate metabolic process. The record is from RefSeq and is a predicted model, not a curated record. Lineage: Eukaryota; Metazoa; Cnidaria; Anthozoa; Actiniaria; Actiniidae. Gene Ontology annotation, cellular component: cytosol.